This is a messenger RNA of Lactuca saligna, 1152 nucleotides long. The record is from the annotation of a GenBank genome assembly. NCBI's taxonomy places the organism in Eukaryota, Viridiplantae, Streptophyta, Magnoliopsida, Asterales, Asteraceae.
AUGGGUAGGGGAAGAGUAGAGUUGAAGAGAAUAGAGAACAAGAUCAACAGGCAGGUGACUUUUGCUAAAAGAAGAAACGGACUUCUGAAGAAAGCUUAUGAGCUCUCUGUUCUUUGCGAUGCUGAAGUUGCUCUCAUCAUCUUCUCUAACCGUGGCAAGCUCUAUGAGUUCUGCAGCACCUCCAACAUGCUCAAGAUGCUUGAAAGGUACCAGAAAUGCACUUAUGGUUCAAUGGAAAUCGACAGAUCAGCCAACAAUGCUGAGCAAAACAGCUACAAGGAGUACAUGAAACUAAAGGCCAAAUACGAUUCCCUACAACAGUACCAAAGGCAAGUUUUUGGGGAGGACCUGGGGCCCCUUAGUCUCAAGGAACUUGAACAACUAGAACGACAACUGGACUCUACUUUGAGACAAAUCCGGUCCAUAAGGACACAAUCAAUGCUUGAUCGGCUUUCCGAACUUCAAGUCAAGGAAAGGAUGUGGAUUGAAGCUAAUAAAGCUUUGCAGAAUAAGCAGCUGGAAGAAGUGUAUGCAGAAAAUCAAGCAGGACCAUCAUGGGCGGCAGGUGAUCAUCAUCAAAACUGUUGUUCAUAUGAACAACAACAUGAACAGCAUCCUCAAUCGCAGGAAUUCUUCCAGCCGUUAGAUUGUAACUCCAAUUUGCAAAUUGGGUUAUAUAACGAAGUUGGUCCAAGCCAUUUAACAGAUUCGACAAAUGGGCAGAAUCUGAAUGCAUUAGUCCCUGGAUGGAUGCUUUGACCUAAUUGAUCUUGAUAUGGUCAACCUUUAUCGUUUUUGGUGAUAUAAAUCUAUAAUAUAUAUUUUAUUAAUUUGAAUAAUCUUUUUUGUCUGAAUUUCGGGACUUAUACGAAAGGUUUGUAAGAAUCUUGCAUUAUAAAUUACACAAGAACAACCUACUUGUUGAUUAUUAUGUCAAUGGUAUAUAUGGUGGAUGAUGAUAGUUUUUGUUCCAGUUUGACUUGUAGAUUUAUAAAGUCGAUGUAUUUUGGUCUGUUUUGACAAGUUUGGAAAAAGAAUAAAAUGUCAAGAACUCCAUCGGAGACGUAAUAUGCUUCUGGGCAGAGACAUCAUAAUCGACUUAAGGGCAGUUUGAUUUGAUAUUUGUUGCCGACUGAAUUACUGAAAUUGUAC